GAGUCUAGUUGGAAACAUGGCGGACUAUUUGAGUUUUUGAGGUGUUUGACAAACAAAGUAGGAAACGGAAUGAAAAAAUCGAAACCACAGUCCAAGAGAGGGGUUCGAAAUCCUGAUCCUCAAAUAAUUUGCGAAGUACAAAGUGUGUUGCGCGGAAGAAUUUUCCAUGCCGAUGUACCUCCUCAACUGCAUGGCUUGGAAGAGCAAAAGAGGUUAGUUCUUGUACAUGCAAGGUUAAACGAAAAGGUUUUUCAUCCGCUGCGAGACCGGCAUCAAGCAUUUCUGUCUUUUUCUGAACAGGGAGUUACUAGAUCUUGUCCAAAGGUGCGCACAAUAUGGAGAAAGCAACUCUGUUUUACUGAUUGGUCCAAGAGGUAGUGGAAAGUCCCUGGUGAGUUCUCUUAACCCUUUAACUCCUAGAAGGGAUCAACUUGUAACUUCUCCCCACGACAGCCAUACAUUAUCCAGAAAACAGGUUAUAAGAAUACUCAAACUUAUCAGGUAGAAGUUUUCAUCUUGAUCUUACUUCAAAUUCUCAUUACUAAUUAACAAGGAAAUGUAAGGUAGCCAGAGGGGAAAAUUAACUAUCAGAUUUUGGUUGUAAAUGGAUUAUUGAUAACCGCUAUUUUGUUUUCUUGCAGCUGGUGAAAAGAAUCCUUGAAGAAUUAUCUAAAACAAAAGGAGUGAAGCAGAACCUAUUAGAAGUGCAUUUAAAUGGUAAUUAAGCACCCACAGUGCAAAGUUCAUAUAGACUGACACUGGUUGGUAGAUAGCUCUCUGUUUCGUGCUCCCUGGGGUUCUUCAAUAGAGUUUACUUUUGGAAGUAAGAUGCAAGAUUGUAGAAAUUAUAUUCAGUUUUAUAAAAGAACAAGCAAUUAUACUAAAGAAUAAAGGGGAUAAGUUUCUAAAGAAACUGUGGUGCUGCAUUGGAGGGAGAGUAUAACAGGUAAUUUAGUGUUAACAACUGAGUUGAAAACGUAAAUUAGUCAGUGUAAAGGGUAAAAAAACUGACGUUUUGAGUGUUAGCCCUUUGCUCUGACAAAGGGCUAACACUCAAAAUGUCAGCUUUUUUAACCUUUACCAUGGCUAAUUUAUGUUUUCAACUCAGUUGUUAACACUAAAUUAACAAUUGUACUAAAAUUUUGGAUUGUUAUUUAUAAGAUGCAAAUUAGGAUGUGAUGCAUUUUUCAGCAAUUCUGUAUAUCUCCUCAUAACCAACUAGUGUUUCAACUGUAUGGAAAAAUUUUGCAUGUAUUUUUUUCUUCUUCUCCUCUGUCACAGCCAAACUCUAUUAAGGGUGAGACUUUUGAUAAAUAAUCUCAAAAACUGUAUUUUUUGCUGGUAGGUCUUGUUCAAACAGAUGACAGAUCAGCUUUAUUAGAAAUAACAAGACAACUACAAUUGGAGAACACAGUUGGAGACAAAGUCUUUGUAAGUAAGCUUAUUGAAUUAACCCCCUGUUACUGAAAUUUGUAAUAAUGCAGCAAUCAAUUUGAAGCUUCAAUGUCCUCCCCCCCCCUUCUUCCAGCCAACCACUUCGCAUUUGAACUUUUAAAGAUUAAUUUGUUCAGAUUCUGCCCCUGCUCCCACCACCCCUGGGGCCAAAAUUGUGUUUAAAUGCCCUGCUCAAAUGCCUGUUUUGAUCACCAAUAUUUUUGUUUUGUAAGAGGCAAGGGUAGUGAUUAUGACUCUCUUGUAAUCUUUGCUUUUAACUCCUCUACAUCAAAAGACAAAACACAUUUGUUCCACUGGAGAGACUAAACAGUUCUGGUUCAAUUUUCCCACCCCACCCAGGCAAGGCUCAUAUUCUUCAGGGACCAGGGGGGAGGGUGUGUUGGAGCUAAAAGUUGAUCAGUAUAUAUUAGCUUACAAUUAUGGCUUUUGGUUUCAGGGCUCUUUUGCUGAAAACUUUGCUUUCUUGCUGGAUUCACUGAAGAGUGGUAAGUUUUUUUUAUUGCUUUUUACAAAAUAAAAAUUAUAUGCCUGAGAAUUUUUAUGGUUACAUUAAUUAAUUUCUCAGAAAUGAACAUUUUGUCCAUAUUAUUGUAUAGCACACUACUUAUUAUCAUGGUUUUAUUUAAUGUAUCCAUUUUACAUAAUUUCAGGUCUUGCUUUUCUAUGGCUAGCAGUUUUAAGUACAGAACUCUCUAGUUGAUUUGCCACCUAGAGUGAUAUUUUUGAGCACUUAGUUGUCUACAGUGACACUGUGAGCAUUACCUCCCUGUGAGGGGCUCUUGGAACAUACUCCCUCAGAAAAUAGUGGGAAAAUGAAGUAGCUUAAACAUGUAUACCCCCCUCAUAUACACUUUUUUUUUUAUCCAGGUGGAGAGGAGAGCCAGUCAAUCCUGUUUAUACUGGACGAGUUUGACCUGUUUACAAACCACAAGAACCAGUCCUUGCUGUACAAUUUAUUUGAUGUGUCACAGUCAGCCCAGACUCCAAUAUGUGUUAUAGGACUUACAUGCAGACUGGUAAUAUAAUCACAAAAUUGUGUAUCCAGCAAAGCCAUGCUAUACUUAAAGGCUUUGAUAUGUUUUAUAGGAUGUAUUUGCAGACUGGUAAUGAAAUGACAACAUGAUUCUUAUCAGUCAAUCAGGACAUGUACAUGACCAUUUGGGCUAUUAGUGUUCAUACUGAGGCACAAGAACAUGAUCAAGCUCUAAUCUUAAUUUGUUUCUCAUGCGAUUUGUAGUUUUUGAUUCCUUACUUCUGUUUUUUUCCUCAGGAUGUUGUAGAGCUGCUGGAAAAGAGAGUGAAAUCAAGGUUUUCCCAUCGCCAGAUUCAUCUUUUCAUGUCAGAGACCUUUGAAGAUUAUUUGCAAGUAACAAGGUGAGGUCUGAUUUUUUUUGUUCUAAUAGUGGUGUCUAGAGCAGUUACUUUUCAAACAAAAUGAUUUAUUUACUAGAAAAGUAAAGGCAAGUGAUAAAUUGUUAUAUCUUUAUUUAUUUGUAAUCAUUCACCAUUUAUAGGUGCUAACAAUUGAGAGAAAAAUCUUCUGUGUUAAUUUAAUAGUUAACCUUUUGACCCCUAAGAGUGAGGAGCAUCUAGUUUCUCCUCACAAUAUCACCCUGGAAUCACACACUAAUGUCAUGAGAAUAGGGGAAAUGAUCACCUACCAAGGAAGCUCUUGAUUGUUAAACAAAUUCUUGUUGUCAGCACUCAAGGAAAUUUAUUGAGAAAAUUAUAGAGAAUAUUCUAGCUGAUGUUAUGCCCAAUUUUUUAAGGUGGCUGGUUACAGUUUGGCUAAGCUGUGACAAGCAAUAUUUAGCAAACUUGUGAACCAACUCUCCCCUUUUGCGGUCAAAGGAUUUCACACCUGGGUUGACAAAAGGAUGGAAGUUCACAAUAGUGGGUGCAGCAUGGUAAUAGUUAUUAAUAUGCUCAUGUUAUGGGAAAACCCCAUUAAACAGUUUUUGUAAAUGCUCUUGAAAAUCCUUAUAAUAGAUAUUUUUUUAACCUCAAGAUUUUCAUUUUUGCGGUAGGGCCACCCUGUUAAGCAAAUUUCAAUAAAUUUGGAAAACUGUAUCCAGCCACCUUUAAUGUCAAUGACACUCCCGGGCAUAAUGUUCAAACUGUCCUUACACAAUUAGGUUGGUGAUAGCCAAUCACUUUGAAGAAUUUUGUUAUCACCAGUGAUAAUAGUUUUAAUUUGUAGCGGUGGACCCACACUUUACAGGAUAUUAAUUGAAAACCCUGCAUGACCUUUUACAUCUUUUGCCUCAGAACAGUUUUGGCAUUACCCUCAAAUUUCAAGGAUAGGCAAUUUGUGCAAGCCUGGAAUUCCCACAUUGAGGUACAGAAAGACUCUUAAUUACAGUGCAAGCCCUUGUAAGCAGACACUCCACAAUGAAGGUGUUAGUAAGUGGCUGGGGUGUAGGCUUCCUAUAGCAUUAAAUUUUGUUCCUGUAAGAGGUACAAGUGAUAGAUAGGCAUCACAAUGAACACUGGAUGUGUAGAAAGAAAGAUUUUUUUCUUUUUGCCACAAGGGUGAGAUAUAGAGAAACUCUGAGUCUUUAUGAGACUACAUAUUAAGAUUAUAGCAAUUGUCCAACUAGUCCACUUUGGGCUGAUUUGUCGGCAUGGAGAUGAGCAUCCAAUUUUUCAUUACAUUUUCUGGUGACUGUCAUCCUUAGGAGCUGUUAGAUAAUGAAGAAGCUAAAGCUGUAUUGAUGAGACAAUUCAGCAUAGCAAAAGAUGUACGGAACUUGCAUCGUUUACUGGUGAGUUGAAUAUUACUGAUACUUUUAAAUGCUGAUUGCUAUGCACAUUCUCAUAAGCUGCAAGAGCAAGUUAUGAAGAUACUACAAAUCUUCAAAAUAGCACUUAAGGUGCUCAUUUUAAAUUAACCCUUUCACCCUGAGGAGUGACCAGAAAGGAAUUUCUCUAUACAACAUUAAGCAUUUGACCCCUUCAAGGGAUCACCAUCAAUUCUAAUUUCUCUUCAUAAUAUCACCCUUGAAUCAAACAGAAAGGUCAGGAGAAUAAAGGAAAUGACCACCAACUAAAGAAGCUCUUGAUUGUUUGAGAAAUUCUUUAAGCACUUUAAGAAAAGCCUAGAGAACAGUAUGGAGAAUUUGCAAACUGAUUUUAGGGUUUAAACAGUUAAUACAUUUUCAGUGAGAAAGGUUUGGAGAAGAAAGAAAAUUACCAACUGAGUGAUUUCAUUUGACUUCCACUAAAUUCUCACAGCUAAGAUUGUCAUAAAAGUAUAUUGGAAUGUGUGGAGAAUUGAUAUUUGAAUAUUAGGAGUGAAAGGGUUAAGAUGGCAACAGUUUUUGAAGGGCAGGACUUAUUAUUAUAAACUGUGGCAAAAUAUAAUUAUUUAUUUGCCAUAUAAUGACUUGGCAUGUACAAUUUUUAUACAAGGCUGACUCUUAAAGUUUUCUUGACAACACAAUUGAGUCGUAAUUAUUUUUCCAAAGCUAACAUGAUCGCAUACUGAAAAAAAAAUAAGUUCAUGUAUAAAUGUGCAAAUUGAGGGAGGUGUUAAAGUAAGGAUUUUACAGUAUGAGUUGUUGAAAAUACAGUUACCCUGACUCAUAAUAUAUAUUUUAUGCUCUAGACUGUUCCGGUUUGCAGUAUUUCUGAAGAUCAUCCAUUUAUAGAACCAAAGGACUUGAUGGAUGCACAAACCAAACUUGGAAUUGACUGCAAGGCAACAAUGUUGUGUGGUAAACUACCUAUAGAGUUUUAUCCUGCUUUCAAGAAACUGCAAAUAUUUAUAUUAGUUAUAGAUUUCACAAUAUGAAGUGCUGUCCACUGGUUUUAGAAUGAGUCAGCCUAAUAGUCUUCAAGAUAAAAUCAUCAGUGCUCCAAUUCACAAUUAGAAUCCAUGGUGCUGUGCAUCUGUUCAAUAACAGAUCACAGAAGACAUCAAAAUGUGGUAAGAAGUGGCACAGACAGCACAGCUUAGUGUGUUCCUACUGCAUUUUGAUAUCAUCUGUGAUCUAUAACUAAACAGACACAGGGCAACAUGCAAUCUAUUUGUUUUAUCCAAUAACAAAGCAAAGUUUGAAAAUAGUGACUCUUCUGUGCCCCUGUACUCCUGGUCAUAAGGAAGAACCAAUCAAAAGGAGUGUACAAUUCAGCUUUUUAUGCGAAUCUCUAUGAUCAAUCUUUCUAGCUGAGUCUUGUUUCACAUGCUACAGAACCAGAAAUUGGUAUUUUUGUGCCAAAGUUUACAUCCUCUUGAAAUUUUUAAUGGGAAGAAUAUCAUGCCUUGAAGACAACAUAAAAUAGGAGUAUAUUUAAUAAAAUGAAUAAAUUUGCAUUUAUUGUUAAUCUUUUGUAGGAAUUUCUGUGCUGGAGUUAUGUCUUAUCAUUGCUAUGAAGCAUUUGAUCACGUUAUCAGAAGGAGAUUCUUUUAACUUUGAGAUGGUUUACAAAGGUAUUUUAGAAUCAUCAUUAGCUUUAUCAUUGCUCAUCAUGCUUUGGGAAAUGUUCCUCCCCCCCUCCUUCCUUCAAACCCAAUUUCUAUCAAUUAAAAAUUAUGUAUAAAAUUAUGACACUGACUAUGUUUUGGGAUUCUAAAAAUUAUCCUUCCCUUUGGAAAACUGUUUGUAACUGCUCUAAAACUUUGACCAAGGACACUGCCAAUUUGAAUCUUGCCAUGGCAAGUAAUUCAGCUUUCUACCCUCUCUUUUUGCAUCAGUUCAUCAGUCAAGGUAUUCAAUUAAUUAGGUUCCUUGUUUAUUUGCAGAAUAUCAAAAGUUUGCUCAAAAGAAAGGAUUUGCAAUUCAAUCUUUUGAAAAACCUGUUGUUCUAAAGGUUUGUGUUAUCUAUCAGCAAUAAACCUACUACAAAAGUAAAAUCCCACAUCAAAAUGCCACAUCAUCAGUUUUGGUAGUCAAAGUAUGAGAAACAUUGACAUAUAUACAAUGUUAUGUUAUGUUAUGCAAGAUUUAAACUUGAACUUUAUCUCCAGUGACCAUUUUAGGAUUUGAAGUUUCCAAAUGGGAGUUUAAAGAGAUUUAUUGUUGCACCUGUACAUGUAUAUCAGCUGAUUCACCAGUUUCCUGUGUUUUAGGCAUUUGAACAUUUAACAGCAUUGGAGUUUGUGAAGUCAAUUGACAGUAUUGCAAAAAACACCCCUAAAGAAUACAGACUUGUCACUUUGCUAGUUGAUCCAACACAGAUAAAUGAUGCACUACAGAGAUAUCCUGACUGUCCAACAGAAGUCAAACAGUGGGCUACAAGUGCCAUUGUAUGA
Messenger RNA from Pocillopora meandrina, 6709 nucleotides. Lineage: Eukaryota; Metazoa; Cnidaria; Anthozoa; Scleractinia; Pocilloporidae. The record is from the annotation of a GenBank genome assembly.